Molecule: messenger RNA, 2397 nt
Organism: Caenorhabditis angaria
Lineage: Eukaryota; Metazoa; Nematoda; Chromadorea; Rhabditida; Rhabditidae
Source: the annotation of a GenBank genome assembly
AUGGAAAUUAUUGAGGAUUAUCGAUUUGUUGAGCAUGAAGCAAUUUCAAUCAAACAAUUGAAUGAGGGAGCAAUCUGGUGCAUGUGCUCUUCUAACAACAAAUUGAAGAGUUGGAAUGGUGUCAAAUGUAUGGAAAAAAGUAAUCAAAAUAUGCUCUCAUCAAUUUUGUCAACAAUCUGGAUUGAAUAUUUACGCUAACCAACACGAGAAGAGUUUUCGAUUUUUGGCUGAAACCGUUUUUGAUUGGGAACAAAAGAACGCAAGCUGUUGAGCGUGAGUUUUUGAAUUUUUGAAGUUCAAAGCUCCUACACGCACUUCAACAUUUGAGAAAAAUAUAAUUAUCAUUUCAGCCGUCCUUGCUUGAUUGUUUGAUGUUUUUCGACAAGUUCAACACUCGUUUUUUCCAAUUUAUCGAUCAUUUAUUGGAUUUUUGGUGUUAGCAGGAGUUUGAGAUAUUUUUUCGAUAUUAUUCCACAAAUUUUGAAAAAUGACUGGAAAUACAUUUGUUGUUGAUUGUAUUUUGAACAAGCUGGGACUCUACAAUGCUCGCAAUUUGAUUGAUAUAUAUGAGAAAAGUAAGUUGAUUAAAUUCAAGGUUUUCCUGAUUAAAAUCUUGAAAACUCUUGAUUUUAUCAGGUUUCAUUUGAAUUUCAACGGGGUUUCAAUGAAAAUUUGGAAUUUUCAGGUGACUUCUGCAAUAAACAUCGUCAGGAUUAUCGGACAAUUUUCGUUUGACUGACGCGAAAACAAUUGCCAAUUUCUUCGGAAUUUUCAAUGCUCACAACAAUUUUGUGCUGUCUACAACUUGUGAGUGAAAUAUGUGAGCGUCUCUCGGAAAUUGACACAAUUCAGAGAAUUCAUGAAUUGUUUUAGUGAAUAGUUAUUAUCUUCAAAAUUCUUUCCGAUUUUUUGAAUCUCCAAAGUACAUUGAAAAAAAAAACCCGAAGUCUCACGAUAUUCUCGAUUUUCCAAGAUUUUUGUAAAAUAACGGGGUUUUCUGAAAUAGUCAUGUAAUUUUGUUGGUUUUUUGAAUAUCAGCAAAAUAUAGGAAAAAAAAUACUUUUUCAACAUUAUUUUCAGAAAAUUAAUUAUUUUUUGCUGAAUUCUCAGAAAAAGGAGUUUUUUUCUAAAAAAAAAAAUCCCUCGAAUUUUGCAGAUUCGUCUACGAAACCAAUUCAGUCAACGGAGUUAGAGAAUUGCUCGAAAUUCUUGGCUCAAUCAUCAAUGGCUUUGCGCUCCCCUUGAAAAAUGAGCACAAAGUGUUACUGGUCAAAGUGUUUCUAACACUUCAAAAACCGAAAUUUUUAUCAUUGUAUCAUGCAUAAUUGGCCUCGAGAAGGACUCUUUGAGCAAUCGAGCAACGUUGUUCCAGUUUUGAUCUUGAAAUUAGUAAGUUUUGAUUCAAAACUUUUUGAAAACUGACAUGCAUUUCUGAAAUUUUAAUUUGAAGCUGAUAAAAUUUCUAUUUUUCUUGAUUUUCUUUGGCAAAAUCUUUAAAAAUUGUUAAUGUUAUCAGUUCCAAAUUGAAAUUUCAGCGGAGAUGCGGAAGCUAUGCCCAAUUUUUGAAUUUUUAGAGAAAAGCUUUAAAUUUUUCAACCUUUUUUUCAGAUCAAAAUCAACAAUUUGAAGUGAUUGAUCAACAAUUCGAAGUGAUCGACCAAAAAUUGAAUAAGUUGUUGGUAAGUUUUUGAAUUUUUAUUCAAAAACGAUGAAUUUUUGAUUAAUUAAUUAAUUGAACCUUUUUUUCAGAUCAAAAUCAACAAUUCGAAGUGAUUGAUCAACAAUUCGAAGUGAUCGACCAAAAAUUGAAUAAGUUGUUGGUAAGUUGUUGGUAAGUUUUUGAAUUUUUAUGAAAACUGGCAUGAAUUUCUGGAAUUUUAAUUUGAAACUGAUAAAAUUUCUAUUUUUCUUGAUUUUUUCUUGAAAAUCUUGAAAAAUGGAUGAUUUUAUCAGUUCCAAAUAGAAAUUUCAGCGGAGAUGCGGGAGCUAUGCCCAAUUUUUGAAUUUUUAUUCAAAAACUUUAAAUUUUGAUUAAUUAAUUAAUUGAACCUUUUUUCAGAUCAAAAUCAACAAUUCAAAUGAUCGAGCAACAAUUGAUCUCGUUAUUGGUAAGUUUUUGAAUUUUUAUGAAAACUUUCAUGAAUUUCUGGAAUUUUAAUUUGAAACUAAUAAAAUUUUUAUUUUUCUUGAUUUUUUAAUUGAAAAUCUUGGAAAAUGGGUGAUUUUAUCAGUUACAAAUUGAAAUUUCAGCGGAGAUGCGGAAGCUAUGCCCAAUUUUUGAAUUUUUAUUCAAAAACUUUAAAUUUUGAAUAAUAAAUUAAUUGAACCUUUUUUUCAGCACAAUUUCAACAACUCUUAUUGGUUCCAUUCAAUUCUUCAAAGAUUUUCGAAUUUUGA